Molecule: messenger RNA, 738 nt
Organism: Cucurbita pepo subsp. pepo (vegetable marrow)
Lineage: Eukaryota; Viridiplantae; Streptophyta; Magnoliopsida; Cucurbitales; Cucurbitaceae
Product: small ribosomal subunit protein eS26x-like
Biological process (GO): translation
Cellular component (GO): cytosolic small ribosomal subunit; ribosome
Molecular function (GO): structural constituent of ribosome; mRNA binding
Source: RefSeq, a predicted model, not a curated record
AGGGAUUUCAUUUGCUAGGUCACCUUCUGCGUCCUCUUCAUAUAAAAGGAUCACUACCACCAAUUCAUAAACCCUAUUUCAGCCGACGAGCUCUCUGAUUCUCUCUGGUUCGCUCGGUCAUCUGAGACACUAGAGCUAUGACUUUCAAGCGUAGGAAUGGUGGACGCAACAAGCACGGACGCGGACACGUGAAAUUUAUCCGCUGCUCCAACUGCGGAAAAUGCUGCCCCAAGGACAAGGCCAUCAAGAGGUUCCUUGUUAGGAACAUCGUGGAGCAGGCAGCUGUUAGAGAUGUUCAGGAAGCCUGUGUCUAUGAUCAGUACACUCUUCCUAAGCUAUAUGCCAAGAUGCAGUACUGUGUUUCUUGUGCUAUCCACUCUCACGUUGUGAGGGUUCGAUCACGCACUGACAGGAGGAAGCGUGAUCCUCCACAGCGCUUCAUUAGACGCAGGGAAGAUGCACCAAAGCCUGGACAGCCAGGACAGGCUCCUCGCGUUGGAGCUGGCCCUGGAGCUCCACCCCGUGCUUGAAGGAACGUCUUACUUGCUAUUUAAUUUUCUCAUGGUUUCCCAAAUUUCGCGGACUUCAAUUUUAUUAGGUUUUUCAAAAUAGUUUGAGGCUUUGUUUUGAGUAUCAAAUUAUGUUCUACUGUUGAAUUCUGAUUAAUUUUUGGUUGAACGGGGUCUACUUGAACAUUUUCAAUGUUUUUGUAAUGGCUCAAUUAUCUAUCAUUCCUGU